AGUAUGAUUUGUAGGUGGGGGCAUCUCUGUAGCACCACAAUGCUUUAUUUACAAUGGUAUCUUGUGACACAUUUUACCUAAAAAUUGCAGCUCCUACGAUUUGGAUAUUGCACUUAGACAUAUUGCAAUUUCCAUAAUAUUUCAAAUAAUUUUGCAGCCCUGGUUGAAAGUGAACAUUGCAUUUUUGGAGCAGGUUCUCAGUUCUGGUAAAGUGCAGAAAUAAUAAAAGAGUAUAGGACUGUGCAUUUAGAAAAGUACAAAUAUGAACACUAUAGACACUAUAAACACUAUAAAUAUGAACAAAAUAGGUCAAUAGCAAAUGUGUCUUUGAAGAGAAAAUAACACAUACCAAGUUGCCUUUGAAAUCACAAACUGAGCAUGACGGCAAACACAGAGAAGCAGUCUUAAAGUCUGGGAUGGGUCAACUGCUUGAUGUCUCGUGUGUUUUCAAUUAGCCACACACAGAUGUUCACAGCUGUACACUGUAGACUCGAUGCCACUCUUAAAAUGAAUCUUGAGGCCUCACGUUCGUUCUCAUCGUCCAUGACAACAUCCAGCAAAUCUUCAGCUAUGUGCCAGUGUUUUGCUGUGCUGGAGGAUGGAGUGUUAGCACACAACCUGCAGGAACAGGAGAUCGAGCAAUUCUAUACCACCAACAUCCAGAAGAACCAGCUGGUGCAGAAUGACAUCCGUGUAGCCAAAAGACUGCAGGAUGAGGAGGAAGAGGAGCAUGCCCAGCAGAGCACCCUCUUCAGACAGGCUUCCAGACAACUAGAGGAGGAAGACUUUGAGUAUGCCCGCGUAAUUCAGGAGGAGAUCCAGCGCUGUGCUGAGGAGGCCCAAAGGAGGGAGCAGGAAGAUGAGGAAAUAGCCAAACGAAUGCAGGAAGAGGAGAUGCAAAGAAUCACAAGGAGAAGCAGAGGGCAGGACGGCCACAGUGAAGGCAGCGCCAGCGACCCUGCACUGCCACCCCCUCACCAGCACACAUGCAGCAACCGUCACCAAGCGGAGAAGCAGUACUCGUCUACCUCCACCAGGUGGCAAUGUUCUACUUCUGACAACCACUCAGACUUAACUGGGCCUCGGGCUGACUCUCCCAGGGGGGCAGCGGCUCAGAAAAACACAACUUCAUGGUCAAAUCAAGGACACAGAGAUUCCAUAAGGGAAAUCAGGAGCGAAUUUAGAGAGCGUUUGAGCGAGGAUUCAGAGGACUCGGACACAGUUUUCUCUGAACAGCUCUCUGUCUGGUCCCAGAGACUGAAUGAAAGACAUAACACGGCACCUCCACGGCGGCAGGUGUCUUUACAUCCGCCGCAAGAGAGAAACUACAGAAGUCUUUGCUCUCGCAGCAGCUUCACAGAUGAGCACAGCGGCUUGGAGGAGGAGAGAGAAGAGUGGAAUGAGAACUAUUAUGAAAAUGGUGACCGAGAGAAGAGGAGGCCUAGAAUUUGGGAUCAGGAAAGGAACCAUAGAGAGGAGUAUGAGCACAGGAGCAGAAAUCAGGAAAAAGACUUAAGGUUAGCUGAGGUAAGAGAAAGGCGAGUUAGUCGCAGUGAAUCCGUCAGGUUACAUGACAGGAGUAGACAAGGCAAAAGAGACCUAGCGAGGACCUGGAGCUAUAAGGACGGUCCUGAUAAACAUGUCCGUUUUCAGGAGAACAGCAGGAGCUCUAACAGGCAGCAGGGUGACCCCAGCGGUGUGUGGGAGAUGCUGGGCCAGAUCCUCAGAGAGAGGGGCGUGCCUGUGAGGUUUGGCAGCAACGGGGCGCCACUACAAAUCAGGCCUCAAAGUAGAGACAGCCAGGUGCUUCAUGGGAGUGAGGUCUCCUGCAGCGACUCCCAACCACAUCAGAGAGUCUUCCAGAGAGCCGCCACCACCAGGCACAGUUUCCAUGGAGAUAUCAGGGAGAGGAGGAGAUCGUCAUACCAAGAGAACAGUGGGAGAGAUCACAGAGAGGACCGGCACCGUAGUAACACUGAGCAUGAUGGAAACGGUUACGAGAUUAGUAGUAGAGACUCGUAUCUGGCUAACAGAGAGAUGGGAGGCAGUGGAAGGUGGAAGGAGCACAGAUAUGACGAGAGGGAGAGAAUUGCAAAUAACUGCAGGGUCAAGAGGACAACUAGUGAACACAGGCGCUGGCACGGUACCAUAGAAGAAAGGUUAAGCUCAGAGGAGGAGCAGGAGGUGGAGAGGCGAGUAGAGCGACCCCGUCGAAGAGCUCCACAGCGUAGCCAAAGCUUCUGCAGCAGCGGGGCUUCGACAAGGGUUGGGUCACGGCACAUGGCAGCAGGAGCGUCAUUGCAACAGACACCAGACGAGGCAAGCCUGGACCUGGGGGAUCUGCAGCAGGUCCUGGAGGAUGAAGAACUGGCUCACAAGCUGCAGGAGGAAGAGGAAAAGCUGUUGAGGAGGAACUCCCACCCCUCUCCCUGUACUUCUUACCCGGCGGGAGACUUCAGAGUAGCACAAGUGGCACAGGAUGAGGAAAUUGCACGCUUUAUGCAGAAGCAGGAAAUGAAGGCAAAGCGAAGAUCUCGUGAGUUAGAAGGGCCGGCGUCGUGGCGCGAGCACAGAGCGAUGAUCAAUCAUCACGACAGAAGAGCUGCAAGAGACAGACCGGUCCAACGAGAGAGGCUUGACUCAGAGGGCCUUCCGUCCCCCACUGAGGACUGCUCCCCAGAGAAUCAGCCACCCAGUCCCCUCUCCACUAUACCACAAGCCCAGCAUAUCCGAAACAUUGCAGAGGAGCUCGACCCGACUUUCCAGGCCAGGAGGCAAAGCACAGAGAGCCUCAGACUGGGACAAACAGGUCCAACUUGUCAGUCACUGCCCAUGCCGCAGUCUGGCUUACAUGACCUCCUUGAGGAGCCUACUUUCAUCCCACCUACAAAACGGCAGGUGGACAAAUCAGCUCGCACUAAACCCAAAGAGAAGAAAGAAAAUUGCAAGCAGCAAUAAUUUUCAACAGAUUGUGCUGCUGGAGUGCAUAUUUUACUUUAUAUUUUAUAACACUAAAUAUCAGCUCAGCUACAGAGUUCUGAUUACUUUAAGGUUGAAGCCAGCCACCCCGACUAGCACUUUAGACCAGUUGAACAAAAAGAAAGAAUUGAGAGAAGUGACAUUUUACAAUAUUUCUUGAUUAAGUGAAUAAUGACAACACUUUGGGCUCAGGCCUUUAUAAUUUCCAAAGGGAAAAUUUUGGGUUAUUGAAGUAUUAUUUGAAUCCUUCAGUGUUAUGAGUGUUUAAUUUAAAACAACAUAGUUUUUUUAUUUUAUCUGUAACUUCUAUUUGUUUUAUAGUGAAUAUCCAUCCAUUAUCUACAACUGCCUCUUGUUUUGUUAUUUGCUCUUUAGUGGCAAUGGCAUGGUGCAGUUUUGGGUUUUCUCCCUCAGUUGGCAGCUGUUAAUGUGGCCAAUCAGAGAGAAAAUCCAAACCAGCUGGUGCUUUCCAACCCAGAAUCCUCUUACUGUGAGGUGACAGUGCUAAACACUGUACCACAAAAAAACAAUGAAAUUCCCAAAUGAUGAAACCAGAAGUUACUGUGAUAACACUGGAGUGACAUUGUUUUCGGACAAGCAGCUAAAGAUCCGCUUUCGGAGUGUCCGCCAACUUUCUUUUCCAAGCAGGUCAGCAGGACUCCAACCAUGUUUACAAUGGUACAGUGACGAUCAGAUGAACUUAUUUAACCCUUGUAAGUGGAAAUCCCAUUUUUAAAACAUAUUAUAACUAUCAUCAAGUCAUAUGAAAUCAUUUUGGUUUGUCUGGAUGUAACUUUAUCUUUUGGGGACAGUAUAUGGGAUAAAGUUAUAGCUUAAAGAUCCACUUACUAGCUUUUUGGAGGUUUCAACUGUUUCUUAUGGUCAUUCACAACAGAAACGAAAGAUCAUAUUUGAACUCAGAUAGCGGUUGGAUAUCCCCUCAUCACAUCACGACUAAAUUUACACGCAGGUCAUGUGAGGUAAUCUGAGCCGGCUCCAUUCACUGAGUGCAGACUGAGAGAUGCAGUUGAAAAGCUUGUAAGUGGACCUUUGGUACAUAUCCAACUCAUGUUUUGUAUAUUUUGCCAGGUGGAUUAUAAUCAGUCCAGAGACAGUUAUGAUGCCAGUUAACAUCAUUAUACAGAAUUCUCACUUUGACAAAACGUUUGAUUUUUAUGCACAUAUAUCCAGUCAUUGAUCUCCGUUUUUGUUUUCUUUGUAUGUUCAUAUUACUCUCGCGUUUAAAACACUCAUUUUGUUUUGUUUUUUUGUUUUAUACAAAUGAAACAUGCCACUGCUUUAGUGGACCACUAUGAAUGCAAUUGUUGUGUAUGAAAGUGCAACAAAUAAAAUUAAAAAAAGCCAA
Messenger RNA from Plectropomus leopardus (leopard coralgrouper), 4345 nucleotides. The record is from RefSeq and is a predicted model, not a curated record. Lineage: Eukaryota; Metazoa; Chordata; Actinopteri; Perciformes; Serranidae.